GCUGCUGCUUUUCUUCUCCCCGCAAGUGCCGUUGAUGAGCGGGUCGGGACGGCGCUGGGCUGCGCUCGGGCCCGGCAGCUGCGGCUGGUUGGCACCUUCCCCGCCCCCCCCGGCCACCUCCAGGUGACCCCAGCGCGCUUACAAAUAGCCACGCGGCCGCCGCUCCCACCUGCACCGCGCACCGAGCUCCCCGCCCCGCACCGCCCCGCGCACGCCACCCGCACCCGCACGGCCCCGCGCACCAGGAGGGCAGGCAAGGACUGAGCGAGCGAGGGAGAGGACGGAAGAGGGGAGCGGAAAAAGCAGCCCCUCGUCCCGUGCGGGCUCUGCACAAAGACGGUCCCGAGGAGCCGGGCGAGCCCGCUCUGCCCCGCCGCCCCCACCAUGAGCAGCCUCAACAAGGAGGGCGAGCACAGCAACAGCAGCACCAGCAUCGAGGAGGAGGUACGGACACUGUUUGUCAGUGGUCUUCCUGUUGACAUCAAGCCCAGAGAGCUCUACCUGCUCUUCCGACCGUUCAAGGGUUAUGAAGGGUCACUGAUCAAGCUAACAUCAAAACAGCCAGUUGGUUUUGUUACCUUUGAUAGCCGGGCUGGUGCAGAAGCAGCAAAGAAUGCCUUGAACGGUAUCCGCUUCGACCCAGAGAACCCCCAGACCUUGCGGUUAGAGUUUGCUAAAGCCAACACUAAGAUGGCAAAGAGCAAGCUGAUGGCCACACCAAAUCCCACCAACAUCCACCCUGCCCUGGGCGCGCACUUCAUCGCACGGGACCCUUAUGACCUGACUGGAGCAGCUCUGAUCCCAGCAUCUCCAGAGGCAUGGGCUCCCUAUCCACUGUACACCACAGAACUAACCCCUGCCAUCCCCCAUGCUGCCUUCACAUACCCAGCUGCUGCCGCUGCUGCUGCUGCCCUUCAUGCUCAGAUGCGCUGGUAUCCUCCCUCUGAAGCUACCCAGCAAGGAUGGAAGUCUCGUCAGUUUUGUUAGCUCUUUGAGUCUCUUCUUGGCUUGCAUUCUUCCCUUUUUGUCUCUCCAUGGAGCAAUGUGCCAGGGAUGAAGCAGUGGAUCAAUCAAAAUCCCUUUGGUUUAUUUUGUAGGUAUCUGACAAGGUGCCAAGUCUGCAGUAACCUCACACUUCUCCUUUUACGGAGCUGUGGGAUUUCCCUCCCCUUCCCCUCAAAGACUGUGAAAAUAUAUAUAUAUAUCUGAACCCAACUCAGUGGACUGCAUUCUGUGUCUGCUUGACCCCCUCCCCUCACCUGCCUCCCUUCCUGAGGCUCCAUGACUGAGUUUCUCCUUUCUCCUACACUGAAGCCUAGUUGGAGAAGCUCAAUCCUGGUGGUGGACAGGUUUGUACCCAACGAGACACUGGUGCCAUUGGAGGCCUUGCUGUUUCCAGAGCAAUACCCAGGCCUGCCUUGUCCUAAACGUUUGUUUAUGCAGCUCUGCCGAAGGAAAUGAAAGACGAUCGGUUUUGCAUGUUUUUCUGGCAUGAAUUAAAACACUUAACUUGUGUAUGUGAGAGUGUGUAAGUUUGUUUGUUCUAGUGUUUGUGUAACCAUAGCAACAGGUCUUGGCCUAACUAUUGAUCCAUCAAGGUUUUUCAUCUUGCUUCUGUGAAGACUUGGCUUUUGAAAAAAUUUGCUAACUCUCCUUGUCUCACCCAUUCUCUGUUCACUUCCCCUCCCCUCUUCCAGUACAACCAGAAGAAUUUGAAAAGUGUUUUUUUUAAAGUGUGAUGCACUGGGUUUUUUCUUGUCCAUUCUCUCCAGUUUUUUUAAAGUCAGGGCUUUUUUUCCUCAGACAUAUAUAGAAUGGCUGUAAAAUAUAUAUAUAUCUAACCUCGUCCUAACUUCCCCUCCCCCCACAUCCUUCUGAUUGGAGAGAAUCCAGUCUUGCCAAAUCAGCCAUCCUUAUGGGAAUACCGAACAAAAAAAAAA
Messenger RNA from Gavialis gangeticus (Gharial), 1940 nucleotides. It is a transcript of the gene RBPMS2, whose product is annotated as RNA binding protein with multiple splicing 2. The transcript has 8 exons. The record is from RefSeq and is a predicted model, not a curated record. Bases 385 to 987 code for a protein of 200 amino acids. Lineage: Eukaryota; Metazoa; Chordata; Crocodylia; Gavialidae. Gene Ontology annotation, biological process: negative regulation of smooth muscle cell differentiation. Gene Ontology annotation, molecular function: mRNA binding; protein homodimerization activity.